Molecule: messenger RNA, 1060 nt
Organism: Heterotrigona itama
Lineage: Eukaryota; Metazoa; Arthropoda; Insecta; Hymenoptera; Apidae
Source: the annotation of a GenBank genome assembly
AUGGACAGAAGAGCGAAAGAAGCGUGGGCAGGGGUAAAAGCUUUCAUCUCAACACAAAAGUCGUAUUAAUUUAAUGCCAGGUUAAUCUUGUAUUCGGAACACCGCGGCAGAGGUAAGGAACUUGCUCAAGUUUUCGAAUUAUUUACAAUGCCAAUUAAAAGUUCGGGGGGCCGUAUCGCUCCCGAGAGGAAUGGAUAGAACGAACUUUGCUGAAAUUCGUCCGGUUCAACUGGAUCGUUAAAUUAGCUGCACAAUGGUACGCCUUGUCCUCCCCUUUUAUUAAUUGCCGCUUAUUAAAACUAACCGCCGUUCAACCCGGCGCUCAAAUGCCAGCCAUUCGAACGAGCCGACGAGCUUUCGUGUGUGUGUGUAUAUAUGUAUAUAUAUUCGAUUUAAUUCCAUGACACUCCCCUUUAUUAUCACGGAACGAGGAUAGUUCAGAGUUCGGACGCUUUGAGUUCGUAGGGAUCGAGAGGAUGAAACGAGAGGUAAAUGACACGGGCCGCGGCGUGUUAAGCUAAAAACAGAUUACCUAAAAUAAGCGUACUGUUUAUGUCGACGAUAAUAUUGUUGGAUGAGUACGGCAGCGUGUCUCUCCGCUUCCUCUUGCCUCUGGCGUCCCUUGUAAUUUCGGUAGGCUUUCUGGAUCAUUCGAGCGGCGUGAUAAAGCUCUCUUUGCUCGCGAUCGGACAACGUGAGCCUGCUCAGAUCCGCUUCGCUCCCGUCACCGUUUCCGUUACCUCCACCACCUGACACGGUCCCGCAAAUCCCAGAGCCGAUCACGCUGCCGAACUUCCGGUCUCCUCCGCUCGAAUAGUACUGGCCGUUCUGACCGUUAUUUCCGUCGAGCUGCAACUGCAGCUGCAAAAACUCGCAGAAGUCGGCGGUGGUGGGCGGUGGAGAUGGCGAGUCCGGCGUGAGGCAACUGCUCGACGGACUCGAUGGACUAGCAUCCGCGUCAGCGUCCGAGACUGACGCCGCACCUCCGCUGCACUCUCGAUACGAGUCGAACAAUUCGCCAGAAUCGAGCGGCUAUAAGAAUUACGAUCGCCAAGUGGCA